AUGAAGGCCCUGGAAGAUAAGAGGCAAGAAGAAGACCAAAUGGCACUGAGGGGAAAGGGAACACCAAGCCAAGGAGGUGAAUUCCUGAAGACGCCCUCACAGCCAACCUUGGAAGAUGAUAUGGGGAGAACUCCACGGCAGGAGGAAACCCCCGCAAAGGAGUGGAAGACUCCGAAGACCCCGGUUGAGACACCCCGGCAAGCAGAACCCCCGACAAGCUCCACAAGAGAAAGGGAAGAGAGAGGAGGAAGAACGGCAUCGGCAGCCCAGACCCCCUUUCACAGACCCUCAGGAGCACCUGAGACCAGCCCCCAAUGGCCUGGGGGACCCAAGACCAGCCCGACCACGCUCCGACCAGCCAACCAGCCAGAACCCCAACCGCUGUUCGACGAUGAGCAGUUGAGGAGAUAUGAAGAGUUGCGGAGACAGGCACCGAUGCUGAACCCGCCCCAAGUCCAACAGAGGACACUUGAGGAGAUGCGACCUGAAACUCUGAGAGAGGAGGAGUUGAAAAGGUUGAGAAAAAGAGAAGAAGAAUUGGAGAUGGAGAGGACCAUGCUCCUGAGAGAAAGAGAAGAGUUGCAGAGACUGCUGCAACAGAAAGAAAGAGAAAAGAGCCGAGAGAGGCAUGAGGAGGAGUUGCAGAGACUGCUGCAGCACAAACAAAGAGACGAGAGCCGAGAGAGGCAUGAGGAGGAGUUGCAGAGACUGCUGCAACACAAAGGAAGAGAUGAAAGCCGAGAGAGGCAUGAUGAGAGGCGCCAGAACGCCAUAGAAGAUGAAGAUGUCCAGUAUAGGACCCCUGAAGAAGAAAGCCAGACAGCCAAGAAGCUGUUUCAAGACGAGCUUGAGGAGGCUGACAGACCCCCAAAGCCCGAGGCUGAAAGACCCCCAACGGCCAGAGAGGCCACAAGACCCCUGAAGACAGAAGCUGCAGGUUCCUCAAGGCAAGAGGAGACCCCAGGAACGUUGCAGCUGAUGGCAAUGAUGAUGCAUACAAUGACAGAAAUGCAGAAGAAGAUGCUCUCCAAGGAUGGAGGAAAAGAAGGAGAGGGGGGAGAAGCAGAGUACGUCAGAAGCCACCCCGAAGUGCCAAGACUGACGGACUGGAACCCCUCGACAGGUCCGAUAGACCUGAACGAUUGGUUGGCGUUGAUUGAGCCAAUCAUGGCAGACCUCACAGCCACCUCACACGACUGGUGGGACAGGCUGCUGAAAGAAGCAAGACAGUGGUACCAAGACCACAUGGCUCUGAGUCCAAUGGACAGGCUGACACACGAGCCACAGCCUUCCAAAGACUUGGACCAGCCCAAGUGGAUCCGCCUAGAAAGAAGGGCGUCCACACUGCUCAUGAUGAGCAUCCCUGAAGCCCAGAAGGAGGAGCUGGUGUCGACGAAGAGGAUCACAGCUCUGAAGAUCAUCUGCCACCUCUUCACGACCUUUCAGCCUGGAGGAUUGGCUGAGAAGGAGGUCAUCCUCAGGUCGUUGGAGAUGCCACAGGAAGCAGCAACAGUGGCAGAGGCAGUGAGUUCACUGAGGAAGUGGAUGAGAUGGAGGAGACGAGCAAUGGAGCUUCAGGUGAGCGAGCCUGAUCCCUUCCUCUUGCUCAAAGGCUUGGGACGCAUCGUCCGCCGACCUUUGGAAGCCAACAGAGAGCUGAAUUUCAGGAUCAGCUUGGCCAGGUCGAUGCUCCAGGUCGACUCGACCCCCACGAAAGACACAGUGGGAAAGUUCUCGACCCACCUCUUGGCUGAGAUGGAGCAGAUAGCACACCUUGAAGGCAGCAAGAAGAGCACCAGCAAGGACACGCAGAAGCAAGCACAGCCAGAGGUGAAGGUCAGGAAGAUUGAAGAAGAACCCAACAAAGAGGGAAGUCCGGAAAAGAGCGGAAAACUCUGGGAGGGGAAAGACAUGAAGCCGACGGCAAAGGUGGUGAAGAAAGAGGAAGCCACCAAGAAAGAAGAGGUAGCCAAGGAAGGCUCCAAUGAAGGAGACAGCAGUGAAGCCAUGAAGGGACUGCUGGAAGAGGCCAACAAGAUGUUGAAGGCCUUGCAACAAGGAAAGAAUGAAGAAGACGAAGGGAAGGAGGUCAGGCUGCAAAAGUUGCAGAAGCAGCUUGAUGAACUCAAGACCCUGAAGGUCUUCAGGAUCUCUAAGAUCCACACAGAAGAAGGAGACUAUGGUCUUUUAGACUCUGGCGCGACGCACGCCUUGAGAGGAAGACAGCCAGGAGAAUCACUCAAGGACUUGACAGAGGUCCGAGUGACGUUGGCCUGUGGUAGAGACGCCACACUGAAGAUGACAAGAGGAGGAACAAUGAUUGGCCAAGAUGAGGAGACAGAGCCAAUCGUUCCACUUGGAAAGAUGGUCAGCCAGCUCGGCUGUACGGUGGAAUGGGAUGAGGGAGGCCUUGUCGUGGUUCACCCAGAGAGGGGAAGACUGGCCACAACACAAAGAGGAGGAUGCCCUCAUAUCCCAAGACCACUGGCAUUAGACAUCAUCCAGGAGCUUGAGGAGAAGUCUGGAUGGAUGAAGAAGAUGAAGACCAAAGAAGAAGACGAAGAAGAUGUCUUGAAGAAGAUGGUGGCCGUUCAUCCGGUCUUCAGAGACCUGCCAGAGGAGGUAAAGAAGGAACUGGUGGUGACGCCAUCAAAGGAUUUGACAGCCCUUCCAGGGAUGAACCGUAGACAAAGACGGAAGAUCCAAAGGGAAGGAGCCACUCUGCACCUGUUCGCGGGGGAGGACGACGGAUUCAUCCUGAGCCAGGCAGUGAAGAGUGCAGGCGGCGAUGUCCAGACUCUGAUAGAGCUGGAUCAGAAGAGAGGACCUGGGCAUGACCUGAUGAGCUCAGAUCCAUAUGCCACACUGUUGAGGUUGGCAUUUGACAACAGGCCACUUCGAGAGUGGGGUGGUGAAGAAUUUGGCAGGAGAGACCUGCGAAAGGAUGAGAAGACGAAGGUGUGGCAAGACGAUGUCAUGCUCUUCAGGACGCUGCUGUUGUACGUCCUGGCAGUCCACGUCGAGAAGACAAAGGACGAAGAAGAAAAAGAAGAAGGCAUCAAGAGAGACGCCAAGACAGAAGAACAGAAGACAGGAGGAGAGGGAUGGAAGAAGAUCAUCCUGGCUCUCGAGCAGCCGAGUGCUCCAGAGUACCUCCCCAAGACGGUCUCCUUCUGGUGGACGGACCAGUGGAGAAAGAUGAAAGAGAUGUACGAUCUGCAAGAGAUCAAGUUCAACCAGGGAGACUGGAAAGGAGAAGAAGGCGGCAAAGGCUGCAUAAAGCCCACAACGAUCGGCGGGAACGUCGAGAUCAAGGUUCCAGAAGAGAGGAACCCAGAAGCCAAAGGAAGAUCCCAAGACAGGGUCCAAGACUCAAAGAGCCUGAGCCGAUGGGUGCCGGGUUUGAUGAAAGAGCUGGCGAAGGAAGUGGUCAAGAAGUGCCAAGAAAGACCCGUCCAGCUAAGGCCCAUGUCAUGGGAACAACAUGUGAAGCAUGGACACGUCCCGUGUAGAAGAGACUGCAAGAUAUGCCAGCAGUCUGGGGCUAAGUCCGCUCCACACCGGCGCUUGAACGCCAAGAAAGGACAAUUCCCAAGAGCGGGAGUAUUGUCGGUGAACACCACAGGCCCACUAGUGAAGGGUGAGGACCUGAUGGGAAACAAGAUGAGAUUCCUUCUGGUGGGUGCGUACACAUGGCUUGCACCAAAGGAUUCACCUCUAGAAGACAAAAGGAAUGAGAGAGUUCCAGAAGAGGAGGUGGAUGCGAUCGAAGGGCUGAGGAUCGAUGACAGUGAAGGAGAGGCUGAUGAUGAAGCAGAACACACAGAGGAGGAUCCCCAACAAGACCCCCCUGGUAACCCUGAGGAGCCCCAAGGUGGUGAGAGAGCCAUCAACCCCCAGGAGCCACAAGAAGCAGCCAAGGAGGAGGUGGAUCAGCCAGAGGACUUUGAAAUCAAGAUUUUCAGACUGGUGACUCCCUUGCCCUCGAAGGCGGGGGGAGUAGUCCUCCAAGCAGUCAUCGACAUGAUCCUCAAGCUCAGGUGUGGACUGAAGCAGAAAUUUCCACCACUGGGAGCUGAAGUCCUGGUCAAGAAGAGGAGGUGGAAUGCGCAACAGUUCCUGCCAACCAUGGACCGAGUGACAUACAUCGCUCCAUGUUGGGAAGGUCACGGUCACUGGGUGAAGCAAGAAGAUGGGACGACCAUCGUAGCCCGGUUCUGCAUAGCUGAUGUGUGGAACCCCGUGACAGACCACUCGUGGCUGGCAGUCAUGACAGAGAUGCCAGAUCCACUUGAAGAAAGAAGAAGAUUGAGGAGAAAGACGCCACCAGAGUUGGCGAAGAUGGAGGUUCAAGAAGACGAACCAGGGGAAGAGGGGAGAGACCCUGAACCCAGAAGAAGAUCAAGACUUCUGCAGCUGAUCAUGGAGGAGAUGACAGCUCUGAUGGAAGACCCCUCAGAAGAGGCCCUGAAGACGACGAUGCAAUCUGUGGCCAAACUCCGAAUGAUGAUGGAGACGGGCACGAGUGAAGACGUUCUUCAGACGAGGAUCGUGGGCCUGGGGGAGGUGAUGAAAGACCUUGAAGGAUGGAAGAAGCCCAUCGAAGAAGAACUGAAGUCUUUGGUGGAAGACAAGAUGGCCCUUGAAGCCAUUUCCAAGGAGGAGGUGGAGAAGAUGUUCAGGGAGGCACACGCCGAAGGAAGAAAGCUGGAGGUGGUGCCAGGAAAGCUGGUGACGGUGGUGAAGCCCGCACCAGAAGGAGGAAAGAAGAAAGCCAGAAUAGUGGCGUGUGGAAACUUCACGGCGAAAGAUGCCCAGGACGAACUGUACGCGUCCACUGGUGAUGCAGUGACUUUGAGGAUCAUGAUGAAGUUAGCAUCAGAAAACCAGUGGGACGGAGUCACGUUGGACAUCCGUACAGCGUUCCUCAACACACCAUGGGAAGACAUGGAUGUGUUGGUGAAGCCACCCCACUUGCUGAUCAGGAUGAAGCUGGUCGAAGAAGGCACGCUGUGGCGGCCGACGAAGGCCUUGUAUGGCUUCAGAAAGAGCCCAAGGUUGUGGGGAAACCACAGGGAUUCCACGAUGAGGAAGAUGGAAGUCCCACAUGAAGGGAAGCGACACAGAUUGACACAGCUGGUGUCGGAACCCAACCUCUGGAGGAUAGAUGAGGUGAAAGAUGAGGAUGAAGAAGAGGAGAAGCCGAAAGGGCCUCCAAAAGCCCUGAUGAUGGUCUACGUGGACGACUUGUUCGCCACAGGUCCAACACAGCUACUGAAGGCGCUGACUGAGACCAUCAAGAAGGAAUGGAACACCUCAACUCCAGAGUGGAUCAACGAAGAUCCCACAAGAUUCCUCGGCAUGGGAAUCUCCAAGACCAAAGGAGAGGAUGGUCUUGAAGUCUGGGCAGCAUCCCAGCAGGACUAUGUCAAGGAGUUGCUGAGGAGGAACGUGGGGGAGGAUGAGAAGAAAUGGCCCAAGAGAAAGGUGCCAAUCUCCAAGGAUCCACCGGCUGAACACCAAGAAGAGCCAAAGGUGGAAGGAGUCAGGAAGGCCCAGAAGAUAGUGGGCGAAGCACUCUGGUUAGUCACGAGGACCAGACCAGACAUGAUGUAUGCCUUGGCGAAGAUGGCCAGCCAAGUGCUGCAUCAACCCCAGUGGGUCGCAGAGAGCGCAUCCCAACUGUGGGGAUACAUGGCUGCCACGAUCCAUGAAGGGAUCACGUUUGAGAAAGGUCCAUCAUGGGAAGGAUGGGAAGAGCAGUCAGGGCUUGCUGUUUAUGCUGACGCAAGCUUCGCACCCUCAGGUGAAGAAAGUCACGGUUCAGCGAUUGUGACUCUGAGGGGAGCCCCGCUGCUAUGGAAGAGCUCAAGGCAGUCGACGGUCAGCCUUAGCACAGCGGAGGCAGAGCUGAACGAGCUCAUAGAAGGACUGAUGAUGGGGGAAAGUGUUGCAGCGAUUUUGGAGGAGCUGGAACCCCACAUCAUGAAGAUGAUGGCAUCAGACUCGCAGGCAGCGGUGAACAUCUGUCUGGCAGAAGGAGGAAGCUGGAGGACCAGACAUCUGCGCUUGAGAGCAGCGCAUGCCAAACAGAGAUUCACCAAAGGAGACUGGCUGCUGCGACAUUUGCCAGGCGAAGACAUGCUGGCAGACAUUGGGACGAAGAGCCUGACGUCAGCCAGGCUGGAAAAGCUCAAGAAGGGGCUUGGCAUGAAGAAGAUUGGAAAAGAUGAAGAAAAGAAUGAGGAGCCAGAAGAGAAGACGGCACCAGAAGAGGCAGAGAAGAUCAAGAAGAAGGAACAGGGGACCAGAGUCCCAAAAGAAGUAGAGAAGGCACUCCAGUGCGUGGCGUUGAUGAUCGCCAUUCAGGGAGCCAAAGCUCAAGAUGAUGAGGAGACCGAAGAAAGGGCAGAGAUGUUCCACAUUGAGAUAAUUCUGAUGUUUGCUCUUGUGGGAGUGGUCUCAGUGAUCCAGAGGAUCAUCCCUUGUCUGAUGGGCUGGCUUCGGAGAGACCGACAGCCUGAGGAAGAGCCCGCAGAAGAAGAAGGAAGUAGGGUGAGAGGAGCACCCACAAGACGCCAAGAAGAACAGGCGUUGAGGACCCCAGAGAGUAUCAGGAGGAGAAGGAGAGUGGAAGCCAGGGAUGAUGAAGACACAGAGGAGGAGACAGACCCAGGUGUUCCAUUCCCUCACGGAGAUCGUGAUGGGAACCUCUUCCUGAGGAAUCCGCCGGGCCCAAAAGCACCGCCAAGACAGCUGGCACACAUGUAUCCCAUCCCAAAGGGACAGCAGAAAGGCCAGCAAGCAGGCCAAGCAGGCACACAAGUAGGCCAAUUGGGCCUACAAGCAGGCCGACCGAGCCAACAGGCAGGCCAACAGAAAGGCCGCCCACAACAGGCAGCUAGCAGCAGCACAACACCGGUGCACAUGCUUGUGCCACCACCACCACCACAAGAGCCAGGCGCAGAGCCACCACGGCUGGUGGAAGAGUUCUUCCAAGGACUCGUACAAGAAGAACACGAGCACCCAGAUGAUUGGGACCCGGAGACCCAUGGGCAGAUUUACCCAGGGAAAGGAAGUCCACCACAGGCAUACUUCCAAAGGAUGGCCGAGAAGGGUCAAGCCAAAGGGAGUGAAGAAGGAACGCCGGCCAAAGGCGUGAAAGGAGGAAAGAAAGGUGAUGAUGAGAUCGCGGCCAAAGGCGCGAAAGGAGGAAAGAAAGGUGAUGAUGAGAUCGCGGCCAAAGGCGCGAAAGGAGGAAAGAAAGGUGAUGAUGAGAUCGCGGCCAAAGGCGCGAAAGGAGAAGGAAGCCCACAGAAAGGGGCACCCAAGGGCCAAGGAAAGAAAGGCCAGGCAGAAGGUGAAGAAGUCCCAGAGACUGGAGCACAAAAAGGAGGAGGAAAGAUGGCCGAGAACGGCGAAGGAGAUGACGAAGCAGCACCUCCAAGAGUGCCAAGUGACGAACAUGGCGUGGCACUGCCGGUGUACAUCACGCCAUGGGGCACAAGAUUCCAUACAGGGGUCACCUGCCCGACUUUGGCGAACUCUGGAUGGAUGGUGAGGUCGCCGUGGUGCCCUCUGUGCUGUGUCGGCCUCCAGCCGAGCUCCGCUACCAUCCUCUACUCAGAGGGACCGGGGAGAACAGUGCAUAGCCGACGAGAAUGCGCUGGGCCGAUGCAAGGCUACCCCAUGUGCCAACGAUGCGACGGGUACCAGAGGUACUGA
Cladocopium goreaui is the source of this 7725-nucleotide messenger RNA. The record is from the annotation of a GenBank genome assembly. NCBI's taxonomy places the organism in Eukaryota, Dinophyceae, Suessiales, Symbiodiniaceae.